GGAGACCGUUUCUUGUUGAGAUUGGCCGUUAGCUGUCACAUGAUCUACCUCCCUUCUCGUACAGUAUGGCUUCUACCAGCUGCCCUGCUAUAACCUGUCAAGGGAUGUGAAUCUCUACAGUUGAGAGAAUAACUGUGCAGGGCAUGAACAUUCUGCACCUGAUCAAUAAGAUCAGCAGCAUGAGGUCCUACCAAGGAGUUCUGCUGCUGGCCGCUGCGCUGGCGGUGUUUGCGUUCUAUUAUUUGGGCUCUGGCAAGGAGAACUUCUCCAGCACCACAAGAAGGAUUAAGGAGAGCAGAGCUGCUCAGAGCACCAGCGCAGAGCUUGACAUUUCAUCUGAGUUCAAGAUGGGCGAAGGUAAAAGCAAGAAUCUGGAGAGCAGAGAGGUGAUGGACUACCACCUUCUAAUGAUGUUUACCAAGAUUGACAAGAGCCCAGGGCUCAGGAGCAAGUUUCAGGUGGCUUUGAGCUCCCUAGUUAAAUAUGGAAAGUUUGAGAGUAACGAGAUCCUCAGUCUUCACUUUGUUUCUGAUGAACCAAGCAAAGACAUUGGUAAAACUGUGCUGAGGGAUCUGCUUCAGGGGGCCAGAUUCAAGUACAAGGUCAUAUUCCAUGAUGUUAAUGUGCUCACGGAGAAGCUGUUUCCAAUAGUUGAAGCAAUGCAGAAACACUUCAGUGCUGGAUCUGGAGCUUACUAUAGCGACUCCAUCUUUUUCCUGUCUGUGGCUCUUCAUCGUAUUAUGCCAAAAGAAAUAACAAGGAUCAUUCAACUGGACCUAGAUCUGAAGUUCAAGACCAACAUCAGAGAACUGUUUGAAGAAUUUGACAACUUUCUUCAUAAUUCAGUGAUUGGAAUAGCCCAGGAAAUGCAGCCUGUAUACAGACAUACGUUUUGGCAGUACCGCAGAGAGAACCCAAAGACCAAGGUUGGUGACCCACCACCCAACGGUAUGCCUGGGUUCAACAGUGGAGUGAUGUUGUUACACCUGGAAGCCAUGCGCCUAUCAAGCCUCUACAACCAGCUUCUAGAACCUGAGUCUGUGCGGCAACUGACAGAUAAAUACCAUUUUAAUGGCCAUCUUGGAGACCAGGAUUUUUUCACCAUGAUUGGAAUGGAACACCCAGAACUUUUCUAUGUUCUUGAUUGUGGAUGGAACCGACAGCUCUGCACAUGGUGGAAGGAUCAUGGCUACAGUGAUAUUUUUGAAGAAUACUAUAGUUGUGAUAGUCAUAUCAAAAUAAUUCAUGGCAACUGCAACACACUAAUUCCAGAGGACUAGAAGUUCCUUACAGUGGCUAUAAACCUUUUCUGUCACAUCUUGAGAUGGAUGCUUUGCAUUUUGUUGUUUGGAUAUGACAUGAGAAUUAUAAUGUAUUAAAUACAAUACUAAACAAAAAAAGUUUUGCAUUUCCCA
Bombina bombina (fire-bellied toad) is the source of this 1415-nucleotide messenger RNA. It is a transcript of the gene XXYLT1, whose product is annotated as xyloside xylosyltransferase 1. The transcript has 4 exons. The coding region runs from base 144 to 1280 and encodes 378 amino acids. Gene Ontology annotation, molecular function: UDP-xylosyltransferase activity. The record is from RefSeq and is a predicted model, not a curated record. Lineage: Eukaryota; Metazoa; Chordata; Amphibia; Anura; Bombinatoridae.